UGCCAGCCUCUAAACUCAGGGCAACAGCAACGCAGUGAAGAGCAUCACCCAGCAGCAUGUCAGAGCUUUAGGACUUCUUCUUCACUUCUUUUCUAGUCUGAUACAGAUCGAGUUUUACCAUGGAGCUAGGAAGAGUUCAUCUGAAUCUGAAGACCGUGCUGCUGACUGUGAUGAUGUUCAAAUGGGGGAUCUUCUGCAGCGCCACAUCAGACAAAUGUUUGUCUGCUCCCUGCCACAAUGGAGGCACCUGUGUGGACACCAUGGACGACUACGCCUGCAUCUGUGCCAGAGACGGGGUCCGAUACAUGGGCAAAAACUGUGACGAACUCUAUGAUGCCUGCUCCUUUGCACCGUGUGAGGACUGCACCAGCAUCCCUGGUACCACAGAGUACCACUGUAUCUGCCCGGAUGGACUCACAGGGGAUAACUGCACAGAGGAGGUGGACGAGUGUCAGAGCAACCCCUGCUCUGAACCCCACUCCAUGUGUGUGGACCAGCUGAACGGAUACUUCUGCAGAUGUCCUGCAGGGUUUGGAGGAGAGGACUGUGGGACACAUGUCACUGACUGCAUCGAUCAACCCUGCAGUAACAACGGGACCUGCAUACUACAACCAGAGGGCUUCGAAUGCCACUGUGCAACAGGGUUCAAGGGGAAGACCUGUGAGGAAGAUGUGAACGAGUGUUUGUCACAGCCCUGUCAGAACGGAGCCAUCUGUAUAGAUGGAGUGGCCGAGUACCACUGCUUCUGUGUGCCCGGCUUUCAGGGCUACAACUGUGAGAUCGACAUCAACGAAUGUGCGUCACGGCCCUGUGAGAACAACGCCACCUGUAUCAAUGAGAAGGACCACUACAAGUGUGAGUGCCUGGCAGGCUUUGCAGGAGUCAACUGUGAAAUUGAAAUAGACGAGUGUGAGUCCAGCCCCUGUCGUAACGGAGCCACCUGCCACGACCUGAUCGGCACGUACUUGUGUGAAUGUCCGCCCGGGUUUGACGGCACCGACUGUGAGGUGGACGUUGAUGAGUGUGCCAGUGAGCCCUGUCAGAAUGGAGCCGUCUGUCAUGAUAUGGUGAACAGCUAUGAAUGUGACUGCAGUGACACAGGAUUCCAGGGUGACCACUGUGAGGUGGACAUCCCAGAGUGUGCCUCUGACCCCUGUCAGCAUGGUGCCACGUGUAUGGAGGGAGUCAAUGGUUACGACUGCCUCUGCUGGCCAGGUUAUGAAGGACCAAACUGUGAGACCGACAUAGAUGAGUGUGCUGAGCAGCCCUGUGAGAAUGGUGGGGACUGUUUCGAGCGCUCAGACCCGUCUCACUGGGAGCUGGACUGGGAGCUCAGCUUUGCAGAUGCAGCUGGAUACAUCUGCCAGUGUCAGCCCGGAUUUGCAGGAGAGAACUGCUCUGUCAACAUCGAUGAGUGUGAGUCUGAACCCUGCCAGAACGGAGGCACCUGUGAGGAUAAGAUCGCGGGCUACACCUGCACAUGCCCCGAUGGGUUUCUGGGUGAGCUCUGUGAGGUGAACAUUGAUGAAUGUGAGAGCCAGCCCUGUCAGAACGGUGGCUGGUGUGAGGACGGCAGGGCGUCCUACACCUGCCACUGUCCCGAGGCAGAACCAGGUGAACUUCCUUGGGGAGGAGAUCAAUGCGACGUAAAACUCCACGGCUGUGUGGACCAUGAAUGCCAGAACGGAGCCACCUGCCACCCGUGGCUGGAGGGUGGAGAACACGGCCACACCUGCUUGUGUCCUCAUGGGUUCUACGAUGAGCAGUGCUCCACGAGAACAACGUUCUCCUUCUCCACCCCUGGAUUCAUUCACAUCCAGGUGGUUCUAGAAGAAAGGACCCGCAGGGAGGUUGAGCACCGUGUUCACCAAGGUGUCGGGGUACAGCUUCGCUUCCGGACCACCAUACCCAAUAUGUUGCUCGUCUACAGAGGGGAUGUGGACAACCACCUCCUCCUGGAGAUUGUGAACGGUGGUCUUCGUGCAAAAGCCUUUUCUGAGGAGUCCGAACUGGAUGUGUCAUUUCCCGGCUUGGUUAGCGAUGGAGACUGGCGGGACGCUCAUGUGUUUGUGAAUAAAGAAGGUCUGGUUUUGAUUCUGAAAGGACCUGGUUGUGACAGGGAUGGGUGCAGAGUUAUGGAUGGUGGCACAGGCGAAUCACCUUUCCAGCCCACUGAAGCCUUCACUAACAUUUAUAUAGGUGGAGCACCAGAGGAGCUUUUGGAGAACACUGUUAGUGGUGCAGGCUUCAUUGGAUGUAUGGAAGACCUGAUGAUAGACUCAAAGCCUAUCCUACCCCAGACACUUCCAGAGGACCAAGGCCAUGAGCUGGGAUGCAGUAAGACUGAAUGGUGUAAGCCUGACCCCUGCUCUGGACAUGGACGCUGCGUGGACCUGUGGACCAGCUACCAGUGUGACUGCUACCGUCCCUUCCACAGUGAAAGCUGCUCUGAAGAGUUCCCAUCGUGGACAUACAGCCACGAGGACACAGUGAGUUUCAGUGCCUACGACGUGGGCAUGAGCCUCGGGAGCAGCUUUAACGUGUCCUUCUUCCUGAGGUCAUUAAAGCCGGACGGACUGCUGUUCCAGCUCAGGAGGCCCACGGAGGAGGAGGGGGGGGAGGUCUACUUCUCGGUCUACCUGGGGAUGGGGAGGGUGUUGGUUACUUCUCUACCUAACAGUGCCCCCCUGACUGCGCCGGUAUUUGUGACCACUGGUGAGAAGCAGCUUCUGCAGGUGGAGGUCCAACACAGGCAGGUGAUCUUUGAGCACGCAGGCCUUCGCUACGGAAUCGGAGAGAUCCCUGAAGUGAAUAUUGAGAGUGGAGAUCAGGCCUACGUAGGAGGACUUCCAGGAGGCUGGAGCUCUGAUAUGUGGGGGGGGCAUUACAAAGGUUGCCUGCAAGACUUUCGAUUAGACUCAGUACAUUUAGAUGUGGAUGCCUGGAACAGCUCGUCGGAGGAGGAAGUGUAUUUACCAAGUGAUGCUGAAAACGUGAAGGAGGGCUGUGUCAGUGAUGACACCUGCAAGACGGAGCCGUGUCAGAACGGAGGAGAGUGCACCAUCACAUUCAACGACUUCACAUGUUCCUGUCUGGAGGAAUACACCGGAAAGAUCUGUGAAAGAAGAGUGUGGUGCGUCAGUGAUCCUUGUGUCAAUGGCGGCCAUUGUGUGGACCUCGAUGAUGGAUAUGAAUGUGUGUACAACGCGACAUUUGAGAACAACCCUGUGCACUACAGUGCUGGAGGCUCCCUGGCUGAACCCGUCACUAACAUAUACAUGGAGCUGCGGACUCGGUCGGAGAACGCUGUGCUCCUGAGGGCCUCCUGGGGCUCCGACCUGCUGAUGGUGGGUCUGCUGGACUCCUCUGUACGGGUGGAGAUCCACAUAGGCAACAGUGUUGAAUCGCUGACCUUUACAGGAGUUCGUCGAGUGGCUGACGGGAGCUGGCAUCGGGUGAACAUCUCGAUGGCUGAGCAGGAUAGCGAGGCCUCUCCCUGGGUCAUCACCGUGGACGGGAUCACUGACAGCAGCAGCGUGCCGGAGCUCACCGGGAGCCUGCACUUCCUCAACGAGGAGGGUGCCACGCUGGCCAUCGCAGAGAGCUUCACUGGCUGCCUGGGCGCAGUGAGAGUGGGUGGAGUCUACCUUCCCUUUAUGAAUGACUACAAAGCCCCGCAGCCGUCUCAGUUCCAUUUAGUGGAAAAAGCAAAUAUUCAUUUAGGUUGUACCAGCGCCCCUGUGUGUGAUUCAGGUCCCUGUCUGAACGGAGCCACAUGUGAGGACCUCUUUAAUAAGUUCGGCUGUGCGUGUGACUCCGGCUGGGAGGGAGAGCAGUGUGAGACGGACACUGACGACUGUGUGUCUCAGCCCUGCGUCCACGGAAUGUGUAAGGACUACUUAGCUGGUUUCGAGUGCCGCUGCCACCAGGGAUUCGCUGGCACGCUCUGUGACGAGGAUGUGGACGAGUGUGAACAUCACGCCUGUGAACAUGGAGGCACCUGUCAGGACGGCCCAAACAUGUACACCUGUGUAUGCCCCAAGGACUACAGCGGCCCCCUCUGCCAGUGGGACUAUCCUCCAAUAGAGUGUGGUAAAGAUGUCCAGUGUGAAAAUGAUGGUGUCUGCAAUGACGGGCUGUGGGGAGCUAACUGCACGUGCAUGCCGGGUUUCACAGGCAGCAGCUGUGAAACAGAAAUCAAUGAGUGUGAGUCUAACCCCUGUCGAAACGGCGGCACCUGUUUGGACCGAUUCAACAUGUUCGUGUGUGAAUGUCCACCUGGAUACAGCGGCCCCAUCUGUGACAUGAACAAACAAGCUCAUAAACAGGGCGUCCCCUGGCUGGUGGUGGCCAUCCCGCUGCUCUGCUUCUGUGUGCUCAUACUGGUCAUCAGCUUGACCUUCAUGGUGCUCACGGCGAGGAAGAAGCGCCAGUCGGAGGGUGUGUACAGCCCCAGCGCUCAGGAGCUGGCCGGAGCUCGGCUGGAGAUGGACAGCAUGCUCAAAGUCCCGCCAGAGGAAAGACUCAUCUGAUCGGGGGGGGUCAGAGGUAAUCCGGAUCUGAGCACCGCGGGCAGGUGCACAGGACUAACUGUGAAAAUGUAGUGACUUCCUGUGAACUGAAAGACAGAUGCUGUAGGAUACAGCCCCCUGCUGGUGGAGACCAGGUACUGACCUAGUGCUGCUGCUCUGUCGUUUAACAGAAACAUGUUGAACUUUGUUCUGGAGGUGGAGUGAACAAGGAAGUACAAUCACUGUAUAUUGGUACACACUGUCUGUGGCAGGGCCUCAGCCUGCUGUAGUAGUGCAAUGACAAUGUAAGGGCUUUAUUAAGAAUCACUGCACAGCUAGAAACAUGAGCACACAAACCGCUAACUUCUGCUGUUUCCAUAGUCACAGCAUCAUGACGCAGCGGUGCUGCCGCUGGAGACUGGAUCACAGUUGUUGGGUCGCAUCAUCAGUAGAUGUUAGAGGUCCAAUCAGCAUCCAGAACAGUCCAGCUGCUCGAUGCUCGUCCAAGAACACUCAGAGUGAACCAGAGUGACUGGAAACACCGUCAGCAGUUUCUUUUUCUAGUUUUAAUUGUAACUGUCCCACGACAGAUUCAUUACACUGAUGAGUGUGUUUGACACAACACAACAGAAAUGGACUCAGUGAAAAAACACUGAUGUACAUGACACAUCGCUGCCAGUGGAGACAUCAGCUCUGUGUGGAGCGAUGAUGAAGAGGAGGCUGGAACCUUCCUCACAUUAAUACAUGAGACAAACAGAGACCUGAGCUCUGUUAAUGGCCUCAUCUGGCCCAGUCCCAAAGUCCCCCCCAAGGCCUGAACCCUGAACCCUCAGACUUAACUGAUGUCACGUGGUGAGUGAUUGAGUGCGAGGGGCUGCAAGGGCUCGAAAUGGUAUAAAGAGGAAUCAUGUUAGUGUGACGACGCCAAAACAUGCUGCGUACAAAUGUGGGUUUGUGACAUUUGCGUUCAUACCUCCUCCGUUUGUAAACAGACAAAUAAUGUUGGAAUCAGACCUGAUGAAAGCAGAUUUGUAUAUAUUUGUAUAUAUAUGCAUAUUCAUCAUCAUGCCAUCACAAAUAGCUCCACAGUUCAGGCUCUGAGUCAUCGCUGAGCUCUGUGUUUAUACUCACAUGUAAAAUUAUAUUUUCUUUGGGUUCGUUCUUAUCAUGCUUGUUUGUUAAUGGUUCUUCUUCUAUCUUCUUUUUCCCGUGUUAUGGCGGUUGUUUACAUUUUUUUUUGUAAUGCUUCUGGGUGUCAACUGGUAACCAUGGCCUUUGGUGAGGGUGGACAAUGGGACUGGGCCUUCUUCCUCUGCAGUGGUUUGAAGGACAAUCAGCUCCACCUGCUGUGUAACUGAUGUUCUGGAAAUUUGGUUGAAAUUUGGAAACAGCUAACCAGGAAACUGGAGGCUACACCGGCACAGUCUGUCCCUGUCCCAAGUAAAGGACGUUGUCACAAAACACAAAAACCUUUCUGAUGUCAAGACUGUCACAGACACGUUCUCAUCCCGUCAACAAAAAACAAUCUAGUGAACGCACAAUGUUGUGGAACAAUGAAAUAAAAGGCAGCAUGUGGUGAGUUCAUGUGUAUCAGAGGAGUGAGGACUUUUGUGUGAGGGAAGGAAGUAAACGGAGGAACAAAGGUGAAAAAGUCUAUACAAGAACACAAAACAUCUAAUGCAUACGUUACAACUUUCUUUUCAGUUUAAGAGCUAGUUGUUGUGUUAGGAACACAAACGUUUUCGUAGCCUGUUGUACAGUUUGAAUUUUAUUCUAAGUUUUAAUUGUUGUAUUUUGAGUUUUAGCACCUCACGUGCACAAAGGGACAGAGUCUGCUUGUGUUUGUCUCAGAAGCAACUUCACAUCUGUUUACAAUCGAUGAGGAACACGUGAAACCCAGACAAGUUGAAGAUGAAACAAACAGCUUCUGCAGAUGUGAAGUUGUCAGUUUGUACAGGAUGUAGGAGAGACUGCACCAAAAUAAAAGACCUACAGUAUCCUCAGCGGUACGUUUGGGAGAAAAACCCACGAAAUAUCCUGUAACACACUCUAAUGUGAAAAAUGCAAAGUACAGUAUUAGUUUUUUAAAUUCUCAUUUAAUAAGAGUUUAGGUCUUGGCUGCACUGAGUGUCACUGUUUUCUUUAUUUUGAUGUACAAAAUCCAGGCUGUUUUAUUAAUGAUGUAUUACAAACCUGCAAUAAAGUGAAAUGUUCUCAAGUGUCUCAUCUUCAAACACAUUCGCACCUGCAGCCUCGCGAGGAAACUGAAACCAUGCAGACAGUGUGUAAGAUUUAUUAAUUCACUAUGGGGAAACCAAGGCAAAUAAUUCCAUUAUAACUUCGACCCUCCACCUUGUUAACAUCCAUAUGAUGUUUUUAUAUAAUACAGACAUGAUGAGAGAAAUAAUCAACACCAUGACUGAGUGUUUCCACCUUGAACUGCAGUGCACCAAUGACAGUCUCAUAAACACAGAUUCAGACAGCCAGGGUUUCAUAUGU
Messenger RNA from Seriola aureovittata, 7010 nucleotides. It is a transcript of the gene crb2a, whose product is annotated as crumbs cell polarity complex component 2a. The coding region runs from base 120 to 4532 and encodes 1470 amino acids. Gene Ontology annotation, cellular component: plasma membrane; protein-containing complex. The record is from RefSeq and is a predicted model, not a curated record. Lineage: Eukaryota; Metazoa; Chordata; Actinopteri; Carangiformes; Carangidae. Gene Ontology annotation, molecular function: calcium ion binding. The transcript is spliced from 13 exons. Gene Ontology annotation, biological process: heterophilic cell-cell adhesion; establishment or maintenance of epithelial cell apical/basal polarity.